AAUGGAAACCGCUCUCUCCAUCAAUAGAAAGCCAGAACUUGCAGGAUUCUACCCGACUCAACCCAUUCCGAUUCACCAAGUCAUCAACUCACCUAUCAUACCCAGAAGAUGAAAAAAAGAAGCAGCGAGGACAUCGAUCAAGCAGUAGUUAAUGUUUGGAAACGCGAACUCGGCCAGCUCUCCACUCGCAAUUUCGCUCACCGCUUCGCCGCUUCCGAGGAUCUUGUGUCGAGGCUUGAAAUUCACAAGAAGUUAGAGAAGCACGAUGGAUGUGUAAACACGCUGAGUUUCAAUGCAGGUGGUGACAUCUUGGUGUCGGGCUCAGAUGACCUGCGGGUGUUUUUAUGGGAUUGGGAAACUGGGCGUGAUAAGCUAUCCUUUCGUUCGGGUCACGAUAAUAACGUGUUUCAAGCCAACUUCAUGCCCUUUUCUGACGAUCGAACUAUUAUUACCUGUGCUGCUGUUGGCGAGGUUCGGCAAGCUCAAAUUCUCGAAGGGGGGGAAGUGAAGACUAUAUUGCUAGGAAAACAUGAGGAAUCACAAGUUCAUAAGUUGGCUAUUGAGCCUGGGAGUGCUCAUAUAUUCUAUUCUUGUGGCGAGGAUGGAGUGGUUCAACAUUUUGAUUUGAGAACCAGAUCCGCCACAGAACUUUUUACUUGCCUUUGUGUUGAUGAUUUGAAGGGGUAUCGUCCAUAUGUCCCUCUAAAUGCUAUUGCUAUUGAUCCAAGGAACCCAAAUCUCUUUGCAGUUGGGGGAAUGGAUAAGUUUGCUCAACUUUAUGACAUCCGCAAGUAUAAGUGGGAUGGGUCAAGUGAUUUUGGUCAACCUGCAUGUUAUUUCUGUCCUCAGCAUUUGAUUGGCAAUGAAGAUACUGGAAUCACAGGCUUGUCGUUCUCAGAUCAGAGUGAGCUUCUAGUCUCAUAUGGUGACGAGUUCAUCUAUCUUUUUACACAAAGCAUGGGUUUGAGAAAUCCUCCAUUUCCAUCCUCUUCAUUUGUGGUUUCAAUGGACAGUGAUACAAGCAAAGUAGAACCUGGAUCUAUAGCUUCUUCGUCAUAUAUGGAUCUGGAUGGGAAAAAUGCCCCCCAAGUUUAUAUAGGCCACAGAAAUUGUGAGACUGUGAAGGGUGUGAGCUUUUUUGGGCCAAGAUGUGAGUAUGUUACUAGCGGGUCUGACUGUGGUCGGAUUUUUAUUUGGAAGAAAAGGGGAGGAGAGCUUAUUCGUGUUAUGGAAGCGGAUAAGGAUGUGGUAAAUUGUACUGAGCCCCAUCCCCAUACCAUGGCACUUGCUAGCAGUGGAAUCGAGUAUGAUAUAAAAAUAUGGACCCCAAAAGCUAUUGAGAGAGCUACUCUGCCAACAAACAUUGGACAGCUUCUGAUGGCCAAUCGAAUUGAUUGGUUUGGCAUGAGUGACAACAACGACGACAAUGAUGGUGACAGUGAUAUUGAUGGUGACUUUUAUGAUGAUUGUAGUGACAACAGUUUUAAUGAAAAUAUUGCAAUUCACGAUAAUUGCAAUUCAUGACGACGGGUUGGGUUAGGAGAUGCAUUGUUACCGCCCGGCCUAUUGAAAAGUGGUAAGAGUAAAUGUACAUAGUAUAGGGUGUUAGCUUUAACUAUUUUGAGCUGUCUUGCAAAUUUCCAUGUCUAACCAGCUAUAUUAUUCUGUAUUUAAAUUGUUUUUCGUUCAUUAAUAGCUACUUUCUCCUC
Messenger RNA from Populus euphratica (Euphrates poplar), 1709 nucleotides. Its product is annotated as DDB1- and CUL4-associated factor 8. Gene Ontology annotation, cellular component: Cul4-RING E3 ubiquitin ligase complex; cytoplasm. Gene Ontology annotation, molecular function: protein binding. The record is from RefSeq and is a predicted model, not a curated record. NCBI's taxonomy places the organism in Eukaryota, Viridiplantae, Streptophyta, Magnoliopsida, Malpighiales, Salicaceae.